Messenger RNA from Xylona heveae TC161, 684 nucleotides. RefSeq lists its product as hypothetical. The transcript is spliced from 2 exons. The coding region runs from base 364 to 684 and encodes 106 amino acids. NCBI's taxonomy places the organism in Eukaryota, Fungi, Ascomycota, Xylonomycetes, Xylonales, Xylonaceae. The record is from RefSeq and is a predicted model, not a curated record.
GGCCAUGGCAGAGGACUGUGUCGACAUUGCGCCCCUCUAUCUCUAUGCACACGCACAAAACACUAUUACUACCAUCGACUCGCACAAAUGUAGGAUGUUAGAGGCACAGAAAGCACGACUCACCCCUCCGCACUUGCCGUAAAACCCACAAAUAUAGCUCAAUAUUUACACGCAACACACUUACUGCACCUACAAAACAUACCCCACCAUACCUUCCCCCCCUCCCCUCAGUCCACCGCUGGGCUCUCGGUACAGUAGUUCCACAUACAUCCUCUUUCCCUUCCUUCAUCCAUCAUACACUCUUCCUUUCCUUCACUAUACCAUCCUUCUAACUUUCGUCUUCAAUUCAAUCGAUCCGUCAAAAUGGUCUACACUAUCACCGUCCACCUCUACGCCAAGGAGGACCCUGACUCCAUCCGCAAGCUGCAGCUGAAGCUCAUUGAGGCCAGCCGCGUCUACUCCAACGACAAGGAGACUCUCUCGUGGUUCGUCAUGCAGGACAUCAAGGACCCCCGCGAGUUCACCAUUGUCGAGCGUUAUGAGCAGGAGAGCUCUCAGCAAUACCACCUCAACAACCCUUACUGGAAGACCUUCGACCCCUACGUCAUCCCUCUGCUUGCCAAGCCCAUGGACCUUCGCCGCAGCGAGGAGCUCGACACCUCCAAGGACGUUGUCGUCGAGUAA